Messenger RNA from Actinia tenebrosa (Australian red waratah sea anemone), 1016 nucleotides. RefSeq lists its product as uncharacterized. The record is from RefSeq and is a predicted model, not a curated record. Lineage: Eukaryota; Metazoa; Cnidaria; Anthozoa; Actiniaria; Actiniidae.
CCAAGCUCGGCUAUUAAGCCACCAAACUCGGCUAUUAAGCCACCAAACUCGGCUAUUAAGCCACCAAACUCGGCUAAUAAGCCACCAAGCUCGGCUGUCAAGCCACCAAACUCGGAUGAUAGACCACCAAUCUUGACUGAUAAGCUACUCAAUCCAGGCUCCGAGUCUCCAAGAACUGAAACUGCUUCAACAAACGGCGAAAAUACGCUAAUAGAUGAUGAAAUGUAUGACCCUGGGGCCACACCAUCCUACUGGGAACCAACCAAGGGGCUAUCAACCUUCCUAGAUAUGCACUUUAGGAAGAAAUUAAGCCAUGACCRGGUGUCAGACAUUCUUGAAAAUUUCAGUGUUCCCUCACUUGAUUGCCUAAGGGCACCCACUCUAGAUACCUCAGUUGUAAAUCCAAUAAACAAUCCACAAAUAAAAAGAUUUGUCCAGAAUCGUGAUAAAGACCUAUGUUUGGCUCAAAAAGCUUUGCUAAACACCACAGGUCCACUUUGUUGCUUACACGAUGCCCUAUCAACGGGGAAAGAAGUGUCACCUAAUCAGGUUAAGAACAUUUUAGAACAAGCCUUACGCUUACUAGGCUCUUCAAAUUAUCUCCUUUCAACUGUUCGCAGGAAAAGGGUCCUAGCGACUAUUAGCAACAAAAAAUAAAUAAAUAAUUAAAAAAAAAAAAAAAAAUUAAUUAACCUGGCAGAUGAACCUUUGCCUAAUGCCAAAACUAUGUUUUUCGGUGAAGAUUUUCCCACCUUAGCCUCUAAACAGGCAGAACUUAGUAGGGGUCUAGCCAAAAAUCUCUCAGUCCCCACUAAAAACCAACAAGCAAAUCGUAAACCAAAUUACAUUCAAAGGUCCAAGCAGUCCAACCAGUCGCGCRGUUUUUCCAAAUACCAAAGUAACCGCUCAAACAACUACCGGUCCUUUCGCCCCUCAAAGGGGACAAAUCGGGAAUCAACAGAUUCCUAAACAAAUGGAGGGAAAUAACCUCAGACCAAGAAAUCCUAGACAUUGUU